Molecule: messenger RNA, 1788 nt
Organism: Eimeria maxima
Lineage: Eukaryota; Apicomplexa; Conoidasida; Eucoccidiorida; Eimeriidae
Exons: 1
Coding region: 1-1788 (595 amino acids)
Source: RefSeq, a predicted model, not a curated record
AUGGAGAGUCAAACGCACUCGGCUAUGGCAAUUCGGCCCUACGUGGAACAAUUAGGCGCGUCUUUCCUCACGGCCACCAACGCAGCAGCGUCGAAGCUGUCGUCACAUCGUGGGCGUCGUCUGUGGAGUCGUUCUCGUAGAUACGUAUUACCGGCUUCCUUAGCCUCCGUUGUUGCAGUUGUGAUGCUAAUAUUUUUGUGCAACGCAAUUCAGAAAAAGAACCAUGCCCUUCACAGUCGCGCUCGACAGAUCUCGGCUAGUGACCGCCCCAAUGGUCUACAUGAAGGUGUUUGUGGCAAUGAGUCGGACGUAGGAACAGGCGAGAUGAAUUCCCAGGCUUCGCAUGUUGUCGCAUUUUUGUCUGAACCCUCCAUCCAAGGGACAGCCGCCAGCAGGAGGGAGCCACCCGCGAGCGUGGGAUCACCAGAAGAGCACCCACAGGCCGCCUUUGCCCAACUGCCCCCAAAUAUUCCCGUGCUUGGCAGGACUGAUGCGGCGCCGUGGGAUCUUACGGCAUUCAGUCCGGCACAACUGCAGCUUGAUGCGACACCACGGGGUCUUACGGCGUUCAGUCCGGCACACCUGCAGCUUGUCUCGGUAGACCUGACACCUACUGAGCCCGUCGUGCCUAGCAGGACUGGAGCGACACCUUUUCUCCUUGUGUCUUUCAUUCCAGCAGAACCGCAUCUUGCCUCCCCAAACACGACACCCAUUGGUUUCCCCGUCCCCGUCAGGGCUGUGCCACCUUGGAGCAGUGUGUCGCACAGUCCAGCACAACCUUCGGUACUUUCCUCAAACGUGACUACUGCGUCCGCGGGGCCUUCCGGGGCUGCUGCGGUACCUUCUCUUCGUGUACCUCGCCGCCCCCCAGGCUGGAUGACUGGACAACGUUCGCGAGAGCUUCAUGCGGCCGAAGCCCUGCUGCAGUUGUCAAUGAGUAGACCUUCUUUGGAGCCAAAGAGUGUAGAGUCCGAACGACAGGCUGAGGACAGGGCUCAACCGUCAACGUCGACCCAAUCACAAGAAACUCUGCAGAUGCAGAGCCCUGUGGCUCUAACUGCGAAGCAUAAGCGGUGGGUCUCUCCUUUUGGACGUUUUAUCGCUCCUCCACGUGCAGGCGAUCCAAGUAUUUCCAGCCACUUAUUUUGCCAUCUUCCCGAGGUCGACAGCAGCAAACGUCUGAGGCCACUGAAUCCAGUGGCUGCUUUAUGUGAAGGCUUUUCUAGGAGAAAGCUAGCCCUGUUGUUGGAGAGAGCGCGCGACUUCCUUGCAAGGCCCACCCUCACACCCGCAGAACUGGAAGGUAUAACACAUGUUAGUGAACAGUUAUGCUCUUGUAUUGCGCAUGAUGAGACCAGUUUAGACGAUCUUCCAAUUCGUCCGCUUACAGAACAUUUAGGACUCCAAUUCCUUGCGUUGGACGUAAUUGUUGCGACUCUGCAACUAUUGGGUCAACCGCCGGAGGGUCCAUGGUGGGAGAAAGUUAUUAGUAGCGUCCCCCAAUAUAUUCCUAGUAUAUCUGCACCGGUUUACAACUUACGCGUGAAAACGCACUACACCAAGUUCCUUGCACAGGAACUUAUGGACGCUUUGCAAAUAUUAAAGACAGGAAAAAGGCCAUCGGACUCUACUCUAGUCUGGCUCAAGCGGAUGCUCUUCUGCUCAGAAUAUUCCCCGCGACGCUUUCGAGCUCCGUUUUACGACGACUGGAGAAGGGACGAAGCUCGUUUUGCUAGACUCAACCAACAGCCAACCGAAGAACAUGUCGAUGGUCGCUCUCUGCGUUGA